CGGUCCCUCCCCUUCCAAGAUGGCGGCGGCCGAGGUGGACGCUGCGCUGGCGCUGCUGGGCCGGAUCGCUGGGCUGCCGGAGCCGCUGGAGGAGCUGCGGGCCCUGCGGGUGGCCGUGCAGGCCCUGCCCCCCGGCGCCCUCCGCGAGCGAGGUCCUGGCUUCCCCUUGGCUGGGCUCUUCGUCCUCAUGGCCCGCGGGGACAGCAGCGAGCAGAUCUCUUUAUGUGUAUCUGUCUUGGAGAGAUUCCUGCAAGUCAUGGACCCCUUGGACGUAAUCCAAAACUUUGGAGAAGAACUUCAGAAGGGACUCUUCCACCCUGAUGAUUCAGUCAAAAUCCUAACCAUCUCCCAAGUGGGAAGAGUAGUUGAAGAUCCUGUCGCUGUUAGAGAAAUCCUUAACACUCCUGAAUUAUUGAGGCAGAUUGUCUAUUGCAUUGCUGCGGAGAAAAUAGCUGUGGCAAAAGAGGCCAUCAAGUCAUUGUCCAGGAUAGCUCAAACACCAGAGGGCUUGGAAGUUUUGCUGGUGGGGAACUUGCUGAUAGACUUAAAAAGCGUCAUGGCGAAGAGCGAUGUCAUACGUUAUCGCGUGUAUGAGCUAGUAGUCGAUAUUUCCUCCAUGUCGGUGGAUUCUCUGAACUACUGCGUGAACAGUGGUUUGAUGUCAGAAAUGAUUGGAGAACUGACUGGAAACGAUGUGCUUGUCAGAGCUACCUGUAUAGAGAUGGUGACCUCAUUGGCCCACACUCAGCACGGACGACAGUAUCUCGCCCAGCAAGGCAUCAUUGACAAGAUUUCCAAUAUAAUCAUUGGAGCUGACUCCGAUCCCUUCUCCGGCUUCUACCUGCCAGGAUUUGUUAAAUUUUUUGGCAACCUGGCGAUCGUGGACAGCCCCCAGCAGAUCUGCGAGCAGUAUCCUGCCUUUCUGGAGAAGGUGUUCAACAUGGCUGAAGGCCAAGACCCAACCUUGUUUGGCGUGGCGGUGGACACGAUUGGGAUCUUGGGGUCAAACGUGGAGGGCAAGUUGGUGCUCCAGAAGACAGGGAGUCGGUUCCAUCGUGUGCUAAACAGAAUUGGACAUCAGAUAAAGAAUGCUCCGACUGAGAUGAGAAUCCGAUGUCUGGAUGCCGUUUCAUCUCUUUUGUACUUGCAACCUGACCAUCAGACCGAAGAUCUUCUCCGGAUGACAGAAUCUUGGUUUUCCUGUCUAUCCAACCAGCCCUUGGAACUCUUCAGGAGCAUCAGCACCCAGCCAUUCCCUGAUCUCCACUGUGCUGCCUUGAGAGUCUUCACUGCCAUUGCUAAUCAACCUUGGGCCCAGCAGAAGAUGUUGGCCAGUCCUGGCUUUGUGGAAUACAUCGUUGACAGAGCAGUGGAGCCAGAUAAAGCUUCUAAGGAGGCCAAAUAUGAACUUGUCAAGGCCUUGGUUAACUCAAAGACCGCUGCAGAAAUCUUUGGAAAUCAGCAUUAUUUAAGACUGAGGGCUUACAUGCGCGAGGGGCCGUAUUAUGUUAAGGCUGUCUCAACUACUGCUGUGGAAGGAGCUGAGUAGCUUUGGAUGACAUAAUUUUAAGCUACUCGCCAGUAAUUCCAGGGUUAACUAAGGGUUCUGAACAUCUGGAAGGGGGUUGACCUGUUGGUUUGUAGGGAGGAAAAAAGAAAGUGAAAGGAAUUAGCUUGGCAUGACUUUCUUACUUUUUGACUUUGAAAUGGCAGGAAACUGGGUUGAAAUACUGAGAUCUUCUAGGUACUUUCCUGAUGGGAAGUGUGGAUGCCACCAUUUUACAGUGCUUAAAACCCACUCUCUGAGAGAAAGGUUAUGACCCUUAAGUGAGACUCCUUUGGAACGUAGAAAACACUUCUUUUUUUUUUUGCUUUCACACUGGAUGUUUUACCAUCUUGGUUUAUUUGCAUUUCUUUUCCUUUGAUUGUGCUCAGGGUGACUCAUAGUUCAGAUGAGCACCAAGUAUUGCUUUCCAGCAGUUCUAAAUACCAUGAUACAAAUAUUCAUCCACGCAACUUUAUGGAGGGAACAAAUAAGAUGAUUUAAUCCAGGUCCUUGAAAGCAAGUAAUAAAGCCUAAAUAUAUAUUACAUAAAAGGCUAAGCACAUCUCCAUUUUACAAAGAAGUGUGGAUUGUCCAUCCUUCGCCCAGCCUUCAUCUCUCUUCUCUCAGUCCAUCCUCCAGCUCUCAAUCUCAACCCAAGGAAAGGAAAAACUAGGCUCCCUUCCCUUCCCAGGGCCACUUUAAUCUCAACAGUCUCCUUCAAAAGAACCUCUUCCAGUGCUUUCAAGGGUUAUAAAGUUACACACACACAAGAUACUUCUUCUACGAUUCAAUCAAGACACAGCACUGUCCCUUAUCCUACGUAUCAGGCUCUGAGCAUGGUAUAGCUUGAAAUAGGUUGCACAGAAAAGUGGCUCGGCAUGAAGGACCAGAGUCCAAUAUGCAUAUUCCAGCUCAGAUUUAUGGGUGUUAAAUGCAUUGGUGGCUUACUACUUGACUAAUUUGGGAAGCAGGAAAGUAUCUCCAACAACAGAUGAGUCCCUGACUGUAGUAAAGUUUGGGUAGUAUCCCUACGUACAAAAAUUUGUUUUUCUUCUGUUUUGGGUUAAUUCAUAAAACGCAUCUUGAACUGUGUUGGUAUUUGCAGUCUGAUUUUUAACCCCGUUUUGUUCAGGUUACUGCCUUUUGUGUAUAUUUCGGCUCUGUAAUAAUUCCUUUUUGAUAUGUAUUGGUUUCCUUUUGUCAUGCAUGUAAGCAUCAUGUAGAAUGACCCCUUUUAAAGAUGAAGUGAGAUGGUCAGAUUAAUUAAAUUUGGGUAAAAAGUCUUCA
Candoia aspera is the source of this 2833-nucleotide messenger RNA. RefSeq names its product proteasome 26S subunit, non-ATPase 5 (gene PSMD5). The coding region runs from base 20 to 1549 and encodes 509 amino acids. NCBI's taxonomy places the organism in Eukaryota, Metazoa, Chordata, Lepidosauria, Squamata, Candoiidae. Gene Ontology annotation, cellular component: cytosol. Gene Ontology annotation, biological process: proteasome assembly. The transcript is spliced from 10 exons. The record is from RefSeq and is a predicted model, not a curated record.